Messenger RNA from Oppia nitens, 1531 nucleotides. RefSeq lists its product as uncharacterized. The transcript is spliced from 2 exons. The record is from RefSeq and is a predicted model, not a curated record. NCBI's taxonomy places the organism in Eukaryota, Metazoa, Arthropoda, Arachnida, Sarcoptiformes, Oppiidae. Bases 50 to 1531 code for a protein of 493 amino acids. Gene Ontology annotation, molecular function: catechol oxidase activity.
AAUAUUUUUACUGUAUCAUCAUAUUUUAUCAUACUUUGUGUCAUCUAAUAUGCAAAUAAUUCAUCAAAUGUUAAUAAUAUUUAUUUUAUUACAAAUUAAUGGCAUUUAUAAUACAGAGAAAGAUAGACAACAAGAAAUAUUUGUGAGAAAAAAUGUUAAUGACUUGACAUUCAAUGAGUGGAAAGAUUUCAAACGUGGUAUUAGACUAAUGAAAGAGAAACACAUCCGAAAUCCAUUGGGUUUUUACUUUCAGUCAAACAUUCACGGGUGGAAUGAAUACGACGGUUCCGAAAGAGCCAACUAUAUCGCCGAUGCCUUCAAUUGGCACAAGUGUUCGCACGAACACUACUUCUUCCUUGUCUGGCAUCGCAUGUAUGUCUACUUCUUUGAGCGCAUCCUAAGACAUGCCACUAAUAAUCCUAGAUUUACACUUCCAUAUUGGGAUUACACUGAUCCGCGACAACGAGAAAUACCCGAACCGUUUCGGGUUCCUAACAAUGAAACAUUAAAUCCAUUGUAUGAAAGCAAACGAUGCAAAAACAUAAACGAAGGAAAGCCGUUAAAUGCAGAAAUAACUGAUCCAAUGCCAGCUUUGUUCAGCAAAUUCUUUGCCGCAAACAAAAGCAAUGAAUUAAAUGUUUGUCAUUCAUUAGGUGGCGGACGUAUAGAUAAACCAUUAUUUAGCGGUAACAGAGAAGGACUCCUUGAGCGUAUACCUCACGAUCGUAUUCAUAUAUAUGUUGGGGGACCGGGAGGUUAUAUGGCUGACCUGUGCAAUGCAGCCAGAGAUCCUGUGUUUUGGAUAAAUCACGUCAUGAUUGAUAGGAUAUGGGAAUCAUGGCUUACAAUGGGUGGACAAAACCUGAUGGAAGAACAGUAUCUCAAUCAAGGAUUCAAGUUUUACAAUGAAUCGGGAAUUUUGGACACUUAUUAUGUGCGGGACUUUCUUGACAUUACAAAACUUAAUUACAAAUACGACUCAUUAAUCAAAAUUGACCACAAAAUAGAAGUGACUGAAAAUGAAAAUCCAAGACUUUAUGUAUCCGUCGAUGAAAGCAAAACUCUUGAUAUAACUAACAAAAAGCGUUCAAUUAUUUUAAAAAUCAAACAAAACUUUAAGUCAUUAUUUGAAAACAUAGCAAAAGGAAAAGUACCAAAAAACAGGAUUAGGUUUACUCUCCAGACAGUGAUCGCUGGUUCACAAAGUGGUCUAUUCUUUCAAUUAUACUUAAAUUUGCCGAAAAACACGAUGCCAUACGAGGACAGACCUAAUUUUUUGGGGACAAUCGCCAAUUUUCAGGCUAAUUGUAUCCCUCGUCAAAAUAGAAAAGCAAUGGGAAUUACACACUGUUUUGACAUAACUAACAAUUUGUUUACAAUCAUACAAAAUGAUUACAACUAUAACGGAGUACUUCCUAAAUAUUUUAAUCUAACAAUAGUUCCCAAAUCAUGUGAUGAUAUCUAUUAUCCAGAAGACGAUGAGUUUAUUAUUGAAUUUGACAGGACUUUACUCAUUCAUUAUUAUCCAUAA